Messenger RNA from Anolis sagrei ordinatus, 1806 nucleotides. Its product is annotated as transforming growth factor beta-2 proprotein-like. Gene Ontology annotation, biological process: transforming growth factor beta receptor signaling pathway; regulation of cell population proliferation. The record is from RefSeq and is a predicted model, not a curated record. Lineage: Eukaryota; Metazoa; Chordata; Lepidosauria; Squamata; Anolidae. Gene Ontology annotation, molecular function: transforming growth factor beta receptor binding; growth factor activity; cytokine activity. Gene Ontology annotation, cellular component: extracellular region.
UCAGGAUAACUUCAGCAUCUUUUCGUUCCAUCUUGGUGGACUGAGACUUUGGACAAUUCCUCAGCCAGAGAGCAGGAUUUUGGCACCCUCCAAAAUAAAUUGGCACUAAACAAAAAAUACAAAGCAUCCCGUCGCCUUCAAAGCAGGGCAUCCGAGCAGCAGUUUGCCCCCUUUCUAGCCUGGAUUUCGGGGUGCGGGUGUCCUUAUCACCCCCAAACAUGUUCAUUGCUGUGCUUCUGGUGGUGCCACUGGUCCUAGGCCCCAGCGGGGUGGCCCAGGCGCUCUCAACGUGCCAGACCCUGGACCUGGAGGUGGCCCGGGCCCGGCGGGUCGAGGCCGUACGAGGGCAAAUCCUGAGCAAGCUGCAGCUGGUGGCACCCCCUGAGGAAGAGGAAGGGGUUCCCGAACAGCCGCCGGCCGAGGUGAUGCUGCUGUACAACAGCACAAAGGAGCUCUCCCGGGAAAGAGGUGCCUGCGGUGGACGCAGCGCCAGCAGCAGCGAAGAGGAGGAGUACUAUGCCAAGGAAGUGCGGCGCGUGGACAUGUUGCCUCCUGGGCACACUGACAACGCCAUCUCCAGCACCCAAAGCAGCCCUUUCUUCCGCCUCCUCCACUUCGAUGUCUCUGGUGCCGAAUCCAACCUCAGCAGCCUCGUCCAGGCCGAACUCCGCAUCUACAGAGUCCCCAACCCUCGGGCACGAGCCACGGAGCAACGCCUGGAGCUCUAUCAGGUGGUUCGGGCAAGGGAGCCCUUGGCAUCAACUCAGCGCUAUGUGGAAAGCAAGACUUUGCACCCCGCGGAUCGGGCCGAGUGGAUCUCCUUUGAUGUCACGGACACGGUCAGCCAGUGGCUGGGCAAGAGAGAAAGAAACCUGGGCCUGAAACUGGGGGUGCAUUGCCCCUGCUGCACGUAUGUGCCUGCUGGAAACACCAUCAGCCCCAACCACAGUGAGGAGCUGGAGGCUCGGUUUGCAGGACUGGAUGAUGAACUCAUUAAGGAGGCGUGGAAAGGUCGUGCGAGACCUCCGGAUCUCAGCGGCAAAGACCCCCACAUCAUCCUCACCUUGCUUCCCCCACACCGGUUGGAACCUUCCCCAAAGGGUCGGCGUCGCAGAUCAGCCAACAACCCCAGCUGCUCCAGGAAUACCGACCAGGGCUGCUGCCUCCGCACCUUGUACAUUGAUUUCCGCAAAGACCUGAAAUGGAAGUGGAUCCACCAGCCCAAAGGUUACAAGGCUAACUUCUGUGCUGGAAGCUGCCGUUAUGUAUGGAGCACGGACACACAGUACAACAUGGUGCUUCCUUUGUACAACAAGCUGAACCCCGAAGCCUCGGCCGCCCCUUGCUGCGUCCCCCAUAAGCUGGAGCCCUUGACCAUCCUCUACUACGUGGGCCGCUCGCCCAAAGUGCAGCAGCUCAGCAACAUGGUGGUGAAGUCCUGCCGUUGUCGCUGAAGAAGGCUCGCCCUGCCGGUUGGGAUGAGGAGACCUCCCCACAUCUCCGGUUCCACCGUAUUUAUUCUGGCCAAACCCUCCAGGGUUAAAACUCUGUUGUUUUGUGCUCCCAAUCACCAGCAAAAGAUGAGUUGUGCUCUCUCUCGUUUUCGCAAACGAGUCUCCUUUGCCCGGAUGGGAUGCAAGCCGCUGGUGGAGCGGUCUUGGGCGCCAUCUAGACUGCCAUAUAAUGUCAUUUGAACUCAUAUAAUGCAGUCUGAAUUGCAUUGAACUAGAUUAUAUGAGUCUACACUGCCAUGUAAUCCUACUUGCAUGACAAUGAAGUCUUAAUAAUAAUCCAUAUAAAUAAAAA